AUGCGAAAGUGCUUCAGCACAUGCGCGCCAGUCUUCAGCCAUGAGAACCCACUAGGACUCCCCCGGGCGCCGUCGUCUCGCUCGACGCAAGGACCUCCUCCCCAGCUUCCACGGGCUCAGCGCGGACUUCCUGAAAAACGGCGACUGCGCAAUGUCUCUCACACGAUCGCGGUCUCCAGCGCCAAAGGCGGCGUGGGCAAAUCCACAUUGGCCGUGAACCUGGCACUCGCCUUAUCACGGCACGGCUUCCGCAGCGGCAUUCUCGACACGGACAUCUUCGGGCCCUCGAUCCCGACGUUGCUCGGGCUCAGCAACGCAGGGGAGCCGAAGCUGACGCCUUCCAACAUGCUGGUGCCCUUGACCAGCUAUGGCUUGAAGAGCAUGAGCAUGGGAUACCUGCUGCCGAGUGAAUCGGCCCCGGUGGCCUGGCGCGGACUCAUGGUCAUGAAGGCGCUCCAGCAGCUGCUGCACGAGGUGGACUGGGCCACAGGCCAGCCCGGCCUGGAUGUGCUGGUGCUCGACCUGCCGCCGGGCACGGGCGACGUGCAGCUGACCAUCGGGCAGCAGGUCCAGCUCGACGGAGCCGUGGUGGUGUCGACCCCGCAGGACAUUGCGCUCAAGGACGCCGUCAAGGGCGUGCAAAUGUUCCGCAAGAUGAACAUCCCCGUGCUCGGUAUGGUCCAGAACAUGAGCGUCUUUGUCUGUCCGCACUGCCAUCAAGAGACGCACAUCUUUGCCCACUCACCCUCACCAUCCAUCGACGACGACGGGCCCAAGGCCCACGGCACUGGCACUGGUGGUCUGGGCGGCGCAGAGGCCAAAGCGAACGACCUCGGCGUCGACUUCCUCGGCGAUGUUCCGCUCGACCCCCAAAUCUGCGCCGACGCCGAUCGAGGCGUGCCCACCGUCGUCGCCGAGGAGGCAGCCGGCAUCAAGGUCAAUUCGGCCUACUACGAACGCAUCGCGGAGAAGGUCGCAACAAAGAUCGGGCUCUCCUGGUCCUGA
Molecule: messenger RNA, 1005 nt
Organism: Capronia epimyces CBS 606.96
Lineage: Eukaryota; Fungi; Ascomycota; Eurotiomycetes; Chaetothyriales; Herpotrichiellaceae
Product: ATP-binding protein
Exons: 2
Coding region: 1-1005 (334 amino acids)
Biological process (GO): iron-sulfur cluster assembly; mitochondrial respiratory chain complex I assembly
Cellular component (GO): mitochondrion
Molecular function (GO): 4 iron, 4 sulfur cluster binding; ATP binding; ATP-dependent FeS chaperone activity
Source: RefSeq, a predicted model, not a curated record